AUGGGGUUUUCUCCAAAACCAACACCCAUGAAAGAUUUCAGAUCGAUUACUUUACCAUGCAGAUCACAUCCAAGCACCUAUAGAAUCGAGAAAGUGCUGAAUAAAGUCAAAACAUGGGAGUCCACAUCAUCGUUAUCGAAUCCAUCGGCAGAAAUCAUUUGCAGCGGCUUGUUUCAACUGGCGGAGUUGUAUGAAUGUUUGGAUGAACUUAUCAAAACAUGUCCUUCAAAAACUUCGUUAGAUUCCAGCAAUCAGAACAUGAGAUGGACGGAUGAGUUACUUGAUGUUGUUGGGUUUAAUCUUGACAUAAGAUGUUAUUUUUAG
This is a messenger RNA of Lactuca virosa, 324 nucleotides long. Lineage: Eukaryota; Viridiplantae; Streptophyta; Magnoliopsida; Asterales; Asteraceae. The record is from the annotation of a GenBank genome assembly.